Molecule: messenger RNA, 1999 nt
Organism: Diorhabda sublineata
Lineage: Eukaryota; Metazoa; Arthropoda; Insecta; Coleoptera; Chrysomelidae
Product: carbohydrate sulfotransferase 11
Exons: 6
Coding region: 513-1421 (302 amino acids)
Biological process (GO): carbohydrate biosynthetic process
Cellular component (GO): membrane
Molecular function (GO): sulfotransferase activity
Source: RefSeq, a predicted model, not a curated record
AAAGCUAUCUAAAGGUGUUUUGUUUUUGCAGGUCAAUGCCCCUGCACACAAAUCUCAUGUUGCCAUGCAAAAAAUUCGUGAUUUAGGGUUUGAAUUACUAGGCCCCCCUUAUUCACCAGAUUUGGCUCCGUCUGACGUCGUAAAAGGUCGUAAAUUUUCUUCCAACGAGGAGGUAAUGAAAGCUGUGGAGGUCUGGUUUGCAGAGGAAGAAGAAACAUUUUUUGAAAGGUCUAGAGACGUUGCAGAUACCCCAAAAGGGAACAACAGUUUUGGAUUUAAAAAAGGCUAUAAGAAGAACUUUCACAUUAAAACAACAACGUCAAAGAAUUAAAACUAAAAUUAGUUGGAGGUAUGUUUGGAGGACAUUCUACCUUCAAAACAUUCAAACCGGUCAGGUCAUGAAAGAUGAUAGGAAAGAAGUGUCUGCUUAUGGAAUUGUAAAUAAAUCCCAAAUCAGAUUCGUGAAAAGACUAAGAAAGGAAGCUUCAAAGAGUGAGUCAUGCUGACACGAAAUGCUAAAAAAAGUAAACUUAAAAUGGAGUCCACUAAUAGCCUUGUUUAUUAUUCCACUAACAGCAUUGGAAAGUGAAAAAUAUCCUUGGCUAGACCAAAUCGCUAGACAGGAACAGGUAAUAGAAAGCUGUGAUAUAAUGGGUUUGAGAUAUAAAAAUAAAUUGAGUAUAAAUAAGCUGGAUCAUAUCUUAGUUGAUCAUAAUCAUAAGUUACUCUACUGUUAUGUUCCUAAAGUGGCCUGUACAAAUUGGAAACGGAUUCUAAUGGUUUUGACUGGAGAAUCGAACUUAACUAAUCCAAUUCAAAUAUCAGCGAGUGAUGCUCACCUGGAAAAUUCAACUGUAAAAUUAUCCCAGUUAGAUUAUAAGGACAUAAGAAAAUGUUUACAAGAUUACACGUUAUUUUUGGUAGCAAGACAUCCUUUUGAAAGAUUACUAUCGGCUUAUAGGAAUAAAUUUAUGGACAAGUCACAGAAAAAUAAGUAUUUUAAGUUGCGCUAUGGAAAACACAUAAUACAGAAAUAUCGCCAAAAUCCUACAAAGGAAGACCUUGAAACAGGUGCUAAUGUGACAUUUAGAGAAUUUAUUCAAUACCUCAUCGAUGAAGGAGUAUUUUCAAAUGAGCAUUGGACACCCAUCUACAACCUUUGUCUACCUUGUACUCUCAAUUACACAUUUAUUAGCCAUUAUGAGACAAUCACUGAAGAUUCUUCGACUAUUUUAAGAAUGGUAAAUGCGCCAAGGUUGACGUUUCCCGUAACCAAGUCUAAAAGAACCAAGGAUAGCUUGAAAUUUUAUUUCCAGCAGUUAUCUAUUUAUGAAAUUGAAAUAUUGUAUAAAUUGUACGAAGCGGAUUUUAAACUAUUUGGUUAUAGUCUUGAAGAAAUAUUAGGUUAUGAUUUAGCGUAAAAUUAAAAAACUAUUAAAUGUAGAGUUAAUGUUAAUUUAUGGUGUGUUGAAACAUCAAAAUGUCUUAAUAGUAGAAUUUUAUAUAUAAAUUAUUUGUAUUGUAAAUUCAUAUGAAGAAACUUGAUUGAUUGAUUAAACUCAGUGUUCGACUUUGUUUGACAGUAUUUCCCUCAUGUAUCAUAAUGUAAAACUUUACUAAAAUUUUAUCGUGAUUAAUUUACUAAAUUAAUAUCGCAGAUCCCAAAUAGUAUCAUAACUCAAAAACCUAGAAAAUCCCUUUUAUUGUAUUAUUGGUGCUAUAAAUCUAUAACUAGAUUCCGUGUAGUUUGGUUGCUUUUUGCAAAACUAUGUCUUUACAUAUUUAAAAAGAUAUAUGUAGUUUAUUCCUGCUAUUCAGACAUCCAAAAAAUUCUCAUUUCAUAUUUUUUCGAGUGAUAAGUGAAGUGAAGUCGUUUCUAAUGUCGAACAUCGAUAGGCAUUUUUUCUCGGUAAAAAAUAAAAAAGUUGUCGCACUCUCAGCGCUAGAGACUAUAGAGCGUUUAGUACCGUUAGUCUUUUUAGAAGUUUUUAAAUAAACA